AUGCCAACCUAUGAAAAUAGGUAACCUUACAUUAUUAACACAAAAAACAAAAAAAAUAAGUCUGUACCAUUGCCUAAAACUCCUAGGAGAGAAUAUUCCUAAAUAUCUAGCAGAUUUCAAAAAAUCAAAUUUUUGGGAAAAGGCAAAUAUAGUGAUGUUUAUAUGGCAGUGUAAUAAUUAUUAAGGAUUUUUAUAGUGAUAGAAUAACCAAUUGUAUAUUUGCAAUCAAAAUAAUAAAGAAGUCAAUCAUUAAUUAAUUUAAUCUCUAGAAUUUGUUAACUUAAGAGAUAAAAAUAUUAUCAUAAAUGAGUCAUCCAAAUAUUAUGAAAUUUUAUGGAGUGAUUAGUGAUGAUAAAGAAUUAGCUAUUAUUUUAGAGUGUUGUGAAUCUUCAUUAUACAAACUUUAUGAUAAAUUAGAUUAAAUAAAUGAAGAGUAGAAAUUAUAAAUAAUUUUUGAAAUACUUUAAGCAUUUUCGUAUUUACAUGAUAAAAGUAUUCUUCAUAGAGAUGUCAAACCUGAAAAUAUCAUGAUGAUUUAAAAUCAUAUAAAAGUGGGAGACUUUGGUUUAGCAAUUAAAUUGAAAAUAAAAGAAAAAAUGAAAUCUAUUUGUGGAACUCCAUAAUAUAUGGCACCAGAAGUAUUUAAAGGAUUAGAAUAUGAUAUUAAAGCUGAUUGUUAUAGUUUAGGUGUUAUUAUAGAGGAAUUAAAAUGUAAAAGUAAUGAAAUUAGAAAUAUGGUUCAUAUAUUUAAAUAAAAUGAUUGCAAUCUAAGGGGAAAUGUUAAGGAUUUUUUGUAAUUAAAAAUAUUUUCGAAAGUGAAAUAAAUUCUUUCAUAAACUAUAUUUAAAUGA
Molecule: messenger RNA, 851 nt
Organism: Paramecium primaurelia
Lineage: Eukaryota; Ciliophora; Oligohymenophorea; Peniculida; Parameciidae
Source: the annotation of a GenBank genome assembly